AUGGCUUCCAACCAGUCUGCUCCAAGUUUGGGGCCUAGACCUCAACAAAUGAUUCUUUAUCUAGUGCAGGUGCUUAUAAUCAUUUUUCUUUACAUCAACAGUCUAAUGAUCACAACAUUCUUCAUGAAGGAGUUUUUUUACCGAACUAUGCGCUACAUUUUGUUCACUAGCGCCCUCAUGGCUGACUGCUUGUACCUUGUCGUUACAAACAUUUUAAUGAUCUUUACUUAUUUUAAAAUUUAUAUGCAGAUGUGGCUGUGUUUAAUUAUCGUCAUUACAUCAGUUUUGCUUAACGUCAUCACACCGGUCACAUUAACUGUAAUGACUCUGGAGCGCUACGUAGCAAUCUGCAUGCCCUUACAACAUGGGCAGCUUUGCUCAACACAAAGAGCACUGUACUGCAUUUUGGUUAUUCACGGAGUUAGCUUUAUCCCGUGUCUCAUCAUGAUACUAGCAGUUUUCGUAACUGUAAAUGUUAGCUUGUAUCGGGAGGAUGUUAUCUGCUCCGUGGAAAAGAUGACAAUUGCAAUCUGGCAGAGUCACUUAAGGUCAGGGGUCAGUCAGUUUUACUUCCUGGUAAUGUUUAUCGUAGUUGUGUUUUCUUAUAUUAAAAUAAUGAGAGUGGCACAGGCAGCAACGGUAGAGAAUAAGAAGGCUUCGAAGAAAGGUCUACAGACAGUAUUGCUCCAUGCCUUCCAGCUGCUCCUCUGUCUCAUCCAGUUCUGGUGUCCGACUCUGGAAACAGCCUUACUGCAGAUUAGUGUCAUUUUGUACAUCAAUGUUAGGUAUUUUAAUUACAUCGCGUUUAGUCUGACACCGCGUUGUCUCAGUCCACUCAUUUAUGGACUCCGGGACAAGGAGUUUUUUGAAGUGUUGAGGUUCUAUGCCUCGUGGGGUCUGUACAAGAGAAAAAUCACUUAUGUAUCUUAA
Messenger RNA from Periophthalmus magnuspinnatus, 930 nucleotides. RefSeq names its product odorant receptor 131-2-like. The transcript has a single exon. Gene Ontology annotation, biological process: G protein-coupled receptor signaling pathway. Gene Ontology annotation, cellular component: membrane. NCBI's taxonomy places the organism in Eukaryota, Metazoa, Chordata, Actinopteri, Gobiiformes, Gobiidae. Bases 1 to 930 code for a protein of 309 amino acids. Gene Ontology annotation, molecular function: G protein-coupled receptor activity. The record is from RefSeq and is a predicted model, not a curated record.